GACUCUCAAGCUCCCUUCUCUCUCUCCUCUACCUAUUCUUUGUCGUGCUAAAUCAACGAGCGGCACCGCCCACCGGCCGUACAUGAAAUGAAACCGACGCUUGAACCUGGAAAGGCUCCAAUCGGCUUCCAAUCGAACCCUCUUUCCCACACCACACCUAGUAACGCCACAAAACAAUCCAAGAAAAAACUACCAUAUUUGCCAUUUUGGAUUCUACAGUGAAAAGAUUCAAUCUUUUCAUCCACCCGUUCUCGUCCAUCCAUCCUCACCCCAACAAACUUCUCUUAUAAAGCUCCUGUGAUUGAGCUUUUCUUGGUUUGCUGUUUGUCGGUGUGAAAAAUGUACUACAGUCUAAGAGCACAAGGGUUGUACUUUUCCUGUUGAUUUUCUUGGUGGGCCUCUUGAAAAAUGUCGCAGAAGCGGCAAGAGCCGGAGGAGGGCACAUCUUGGCAUCCCAGGAAUGCAAAAUCUUUUAAAAGUGUGGUGAGGGAGGUUAAGAACCUCUGCAAAUUACAACAUCUAAUGGAACCAGUUCUUGAGCCUCUCAUUCGUCGAGUUGUAUGGAGUUCUGCUGAAUUUCAUUGCUUAGAUGUUACUGGACCAAUCUAUGAUUGUCAUAAAUUUACUAGUUUACUUUUAAUGAGAUCACAGGUGAAAGAGGAAGUGGAGUCCGCGUUGAGAAAAUACAUAAUUAAUACGAAAAGGAAUUAUGGGAAAGACACACAUCCCUCUGAACCGAGGAAUUUGUGUUUACAGUUCUCUAAUGGCAUAUCUCUUCCUGUGUUUACUGGAACUCGUAUUGAAGGAGAAGGGUCUACCAGAAUGGAAGUUGCUUUAGUCGAUAUCCUUACUGGGGAAGUUGUUUUUAGUGGUCAUGGAUCAUCUGAGAAGGUAGAGAUUGUAGUUCUUGAAGGAGAUUUUGAUGGAGACGAGAGGGGAAAUUGGACAGCUGUAGAAUUCCAAAAUAAUACAGUGCGAGAGCGGGAUGGAAAGAAGCCUCUCCUAACUGGGGAUCUUAUCAUGACCCUGCAAGAUGGCAAGGGUUUGGUUGGUAACAUUAUGUUUACAGAUAAUUCAAGCUGGACAAGAAGCCGGAAGUUUAGGCUGGGUGCUAAACUCUUGGACAGCAUCAGUGGCGUCAGAGUAAGAGAGGCUAGAUCAGAACCCUUUGUUGUUAGAGAUCAUCGUGGAGAACUGUACAAGAAGCACCACCCUCCAUCACUUUCUGAUGAAGUAUGGCGGCUGGAAAAGAUUGGUAAAGGUGGAGCUUUUCACAAACGUUUGAGGAAGGAAAAAGUCACUACAGUAGAGGAUUUUCUGGUGUCAUUCUUCCUAGACCCUACAAGACUUCGAAAUAUCCUUGGGACCGGUAUGUCUGCCAAAAUGUGGGAAGUAGUUGUGGAGCAUGCUCGAACAUGUGUUAUUGACCAGAAAUUACAAUUCUAUGGCACCUCUCAAGAUAAUGGUGUUGUUUUCGACAUGGUUGGGCAACUGAUGGGGAUCAUCUCGAAUGGCCAGUAUCUUUGUGCUGAUAAGCUGUCCAAAGCAGAAAAGGCGGAGGCCCACGAGUCAGUCAUCUCUGCUUUUGCAGAUCGUGACAAAAUUGUCAGCUUUGAUGAGGGCUCAUCUCCGAAUUUCCCAACCCUAUCAAGCUUAUCUGUUGCUCGAUCUUCUUCAAACUUGCCCUCUGAGACCAGUUUCAAUGAUGGCGAGCCUUACUUGCAACACAAUGCUACUUCUCCAACCUACAUGGAGUCGGUAUAUUCUUUGGAAGGCUUGGGCACCUUUGAAGAUUGCCUGCACCAAGUUGAAGACAACCUAAUCUGCAAUGCUGACACCUUGAAUAGAGCAUUGUGUGCAGAUGAACUACAAUACUUUGAGACGGAUCAGGCAAUCCACAGUCCUCUUCUGGAAUUAUCUGAAGAUAUACAGGGCGACAUCAGUGCUUAUAUGCCAUAUUCUGGUGUUCCCACCGGUAAAUCUGAGAGGGGGUGGAACAUUCUAGUCUUUGUAUUAAGAUGGUGGUUCUCCAUAAGAAGAAUCGUGGCUAGAAAAACCCGUACUUGAGAAAGUCAGGGUAAUACGGUUACGAUUGAAGACGAUUGUUGGAGAUCCUCUGCAGCUACAUGUGAAGAGAAUUUAUGAGUUCUUAUAUAUACAUGCAUAUACAGAUUUAGCUGAUUGUUUUGUGAAAAAAUAUACAAUAAGCAAGGCUGUAAGUGCAAACAGUGGAAGCAUCAGUGUGAAAUUGUAUAUGGUAGUGUUUUAGGGGUGGUCUAGUUUUCCAUUCAAGGACUACCUUUUCUGUACAUAUUCAAUAUGUGAAUAAUAAAUAGACCCUUACUUCCAUGUAAA
Messenger RNA from Salvia splendens (bonfire salvia), 2355 nucleotides. Its product is annotated as calmodulin-binding protein 60 A. Gene Ontology annotation, cellular component: nucleus. Gene Ontology annotation, biological process: regulation of salicylic acid biosynthetic process. Bases 409 to 2067 code for a protein of 552 amino acids. The record is from RefSeq and is a predicted model, not a curated record. NCBI's taxonomy places the organism in Eukaryota, Viridiplantae, Streptophyta, Magnoliopsida, Lamiales, Lamiaceae. The transcript has 8 exons. Gene Ontology annotation, molecular function: sequence-specific DNA binding; DNA-binding transcription factor activity; calmodulin binding.